AUGGAGCCACUUCAAGCUAACGUUGUCGUUUCUCUCACCAGGGAAAGCUUUGAUAACAUCUACCUCGACCUCUCGAAGGAAUCUGGAAAAUGUCGCUUUGCGGAAACGGGUUUUGGAUGGAAGCCUAGUGGUGGUGGCGAUACCUUCACCUUGAACGCUGUUGAGAUUGGUGCUGCACAAUGGAGUCGAGCCUCGAAAGGCUUCGAGGUGAAGAUCCUUCUGCGGCACUCGGGCGUGGUACAGCUUGAUGGCUUCCAACAAGAGGACUUCGAGCGCAUGCAAAAGGUCUUCAAGAAUUGGUACAGCACGAAUCUCGAACACAAGGAACACGCUUUGAGGGGAUGGAAUUGGGGAAAAGGCGAAUUUGGUAAGGCGGAAUUGGCUUUCAAUGUCCAGAACCGACCGGCUUUCGAAAUCCCAUAUUCCGAGAUCUCGAAUACCAAUCUGGCAGGCAAAAAUGAGGUUGCGCUCGAGUUUGCACUGCCGGCAAAUGGUGAUGAUACUGGUACCAAUGGUUCACUUGGUGGUGCACGAGGGAAGGGAAAGAAGGCUGGUGCUGGCAAAGAUCAGUUGGUGGAGAUGCGAUUUUACAUACCAGGUGUCACUACAAAGAAAGAGGCUUUGGAGGGCGAAGAUGCGCCUAGUGAUGCUGAAGAAGCAGAGGAGGAGCAGAACGCUGCCAAUCUCUUCUAUGAUACCCUGAUGGAGAAGGCGGAAAUUGGAGAGGUUGCUGGCGAUACAUUUGCCACUUUCUUGGAUGUCCUACAUCUCACCCCAAGAGGACGUUUUGAUAUUGACAUGUACGAGAACUCCUUCAGAUUACGAGGCAAGACCUACGACUAUAAGAUUCAGUACGAUGUCUUGAAGAAGUUUAUGAUUCUGCCAAAACCUGACGAGUUACACUUCAUGAUCUGUAUUGGUCUCGACCCCCCUCUUCGACAAGGCCAGACCAGAUAUCCAUUCUUGGUCAUGCAAUUUAAGAAGGAUGAAGAGGUUACGAUUGACUUGAACAUGACCGAUGAGUUGAUGAAGGACAAGUACAAUGGAAAGUUGUUGCCUCACUAUGAGCAACCUUUGCAUGAAGUUGUGACACAAGUCUUCCGUGGAUUGACUGGUAAGAAAGUCAACGCGCCAGCCAAAGACUUCUUGAGCCAUCACGGACAGUUUGGUAUUAAGUGCUCCAUCAAGGCUAGUGAAGGAUUCCUUUACUGCCUGGAGAAAGCCUUCAUGUUCGUCCCUAAGCCUGCAACAUUCACUCCAUAUGACAACAUCAAAUCCAUCGUGCUCUCUCGUGUCGGUGGCGCUGUCUCUGCAUCACGAACAUUCGACAUUACAAUCCAACUGAAAGACAGCAAUUUCGAAACUCAGUUCUCGAAUAUUAACCGUGAAGAGCAAAAGCCGCUGGAGGCCUUCUUCAAGGUCAAAGGUCUCAGAGUCAAGAACGAGAUGGACGAGGAUAGCUCUGCUUUACUUGCUGCUGCAUUGAGAGAUCCCGACAUGGCAUCGAGUGAUGAGGAGGUCGUGGCUGCAAGAGCAGAUAGAGGCAGUGCUGAUGAAGACGAUGAGUCGGUGGAUGAGGACUUCAAGACGGACAGCGACAGUGAUGUUGCGGAAGAAUACGACUCAGCUCAUGAGAGUAGCGGAAGUGAUGAUGAGGAAGGUGGCAGCGAUAAAGAAGAAGAGAGGCCAAAGAAGAAAGCGAAGACUGGCUGAGGUGGACAUAUGUGACGAUAUUGGUGGGAAAAGAAAAGCUGCAUUCAUGGCGUUUGGCUGGUGGACCUCCUAACGGCAUGGAAUUCGAUACUUGAUUACAGCCAUAUUUGGCCUAUGAUAAUAGAUGC
This is a messenger RNA of Mollisia scopiformis, 1841 nucleotides long. RefSeq names its product FACT complex subunit pob-3. NCBI's taxonomy places the organism in Eukaryota, Fungi, Ascomycota, Leotiomycetes, Helotiales, Mollisiaceae. Gene Ontology annotation, cellular component: nucleus; FACT complex. Bases 1 to 1713 code for a protein of 570 amino acids. The record is from RefSeq and is a predicted model, not a curated record. Gene Ontology annotation, molecular function: nucleosome binding; DNA binding; histone binding. The transcript has 4 exons.